AUGGAGUCCACCGGCUCGACGGGUCACGCUCAGAACUCGGGCCACAAGGUCCGCCGCCCCAGGGCGGCCAGGGCGUGCAAUCUCUGCAGGCUGAAGAAGAACAAGUGCGACGAGCUGUACCCUUGCACGUACUGCAGAAAUCGCAAUGUGGAAUGUGUCUACCAAGGCCAGGACUCAUCCAGGAGGCGAUACACUCCCGAAUAUGUCAGGGGCCUAGAGCAGCAGGUGGAGCAGCUCUCAGCCCAGCUAGAGGCGCAGGCAGCGGCCAGCUCGUCCUCUGUCAAGUCGGGCUUCUCCGCCCAUAACCAGUAUACUAACCACGGCGCCCCGCCAUCCGGCUCGCCCGGAACGAGCACGGGGCUGUCUGCCACGCCGCCUACCACGACCACCACGACCACCGCGACGCGGGCCCGCCAGAGGGGCGGCCAGGAGGUGACGGCCAUCAACAGCCACACCAGGAACGUCGAGUUCUACGGCAGCUCGUCGUCGGUCGCCCUGCUCUCCCAGGUCCAGCGUGGCGGCGAGCGGUCGCCGGCGUCGUCCGAGGCCGGCGGCGGCGCGGCGGAGCACUCCGAGUCGGACGCCAUGGCCGCCGCCCUGCUGUCCAACCUGCACAACCCGGCCUUCUCGCCGCCGCAGCUGGACGCGCCGGACAAGGGCGGUGGUGUCGGUGGCGGCGGCGGCGUCGGUGGCAGCGGGGGCGGGGGCACGACGGUCCUGACCGUGGCGGGGGCGCAGCUCACGGCCAUGGAGCCGGCCUACUACCGGCAGUGCAGCGUCUUCCUGCACAACUUCUUCUCCACCAUGCACUACAUCCACCCCAUGAUCGACAAGACCUCCUUCCUCGAGAGGUGCGAGGUGCUCUGGUCCGGCGACAAGGAGGCCAUGAUGCAGCACGCGAGCUUCGUGCCGCUGUACUUCAGCAUCCUCUCCAUCGGGGCACUGGUCGGCUACCGCGACAUCGAGCCCGUCGGCGGCGUCAGCAACCAGAAGUGGAGCAGGCGCUUCUUCAACGAGGCGAGGGCGCGGUUCAAGGAGCUCGAGCUCGCCACCGAUUUGGAGAUGGUGCAGACGUUCUUCUUUAUGGCGAAGGUCUGCCAGAACGAACUCAAUGCCCACUGGUCCUACUUCUACAUCGGCAUGGCUGUGCGCACCGCGUUGGCAGUGGGCAUAAAUCGCGAGCCAGGCCCAAGCUGCAAGAGAAGCCCAGCUCAGCUCAGGGCAGAGGCCAGGACCUGGUGGGGCAUUUAUUCCCUGGAGGAAGAGCUGUCAUUCGCCAUGGGGCGCCCAAGCGGGCUCGGCUCCGAAGAGUACCACAACCGCGGCUUCCCCCUGACCGAGUUCACCCCGGGCCUCGACCCGGGCUCUCCGCUCCUGGACCCGCCGCACUGCGCCAUCAUCGAGCACAUGGUACACUUCUCCAGAUUGAUCCGGCAGGUGUGUAUAGACAUCUACCUCCCGCAGAACUCGGCCGCCAGGACGGUCGAGCUGGCGCAGCACCUCGACCAGCGCUUCGACAGCUGGCUGUCCCACCUGCCGGAGCCGAUCCGCCCGAGGCUGGGGUCGGACCAGUCGUCCAAGAUCGGCAGCCACAAGGAGGCCAUGUGGAUGAAGAGGCAGAAACUUGUGUUGAACAUGCGUAAGUGGGACUUCUUGGGCCGUUAUGCGAGCCCUUCGCAGAAGAAGACUGACCAGAUGCCCCCCCUCACACGCUCAGGGUACCUUAAUCUCCGGAUACUACUAUUCGGGUCUAUACUUCUGACCUCCACGCCUGCCGAAAGGUCCUCGGUGCCAGGUUCAUACGAGUGUGUCCAGAAAUGCCUGGACUCGGCGAAAAGGACCAUCGAGACCAUUCACGAGACCUACCACCACCAGGAGUUCUUCCGCACAUGGUUCUACAACACGACAUACACCAUCUUCGCGACGUCCAUCAUCCUCGUUUACAUCAACCAGGAGGCGUCCGAGGCCGAGAUCCAGCCGCUCCUGAGGCUGGUGCACAUGGCCAUCGAGGUCCUCGAGACCAUGGCGGACGAGUGCGUCGUGGCGGGCAAGUCGGCCAAGCUGCUGCAGAAGGCCAUGGAGAAGUCGGCCGCCGCCCGCCACGAGAGGAGCUCCGAGCGCCUCGCCGCCACGCUCAUGGCCAUGAACGGGGGCGGCGAAGCCCCGGUGCUGGAGCCCACCCAAAGCGGCGGCGGCGGCGGCGGCAACGGCCCUGCUGCUGCCGCCGCCCCUGACGAUGGGUUCGCGGCUGACCCCAUGAUCGCCAUGCAGUGGCGCCAUUGCUGGGCCCCUGUCAACCUGCUCGACAGCGAGGUCAUGGAUUUUGACUUUGGCAUCCCGUUCAUGGACUUUGACGAGAGGGGCAUGCCUGGAGUUGAGCACUCCGGGACGAAAGAGGGGGAAAACCAGCGGAUAGGGAAAGAAGGUGCACGUGAAGGACAUCACGGGCCCGAGGACGAGGACGACGAGCGCGACUCUCACGAACGCCAUGAUGAGGAGCACACCUACGACCAGGACGUCAUCAGCGUGGAAGAGGUAGAAUGGGCCGAGACACUCCAUGUUCUCGCAUGCAACCACGACUCAGAGGAACCAACCGUAGCUUUUGUGAGCGGGCCGGGCACUUACGAUGACUGCUGGGGCGUCUCGGUCGAGAGUGGCGACGACCCGAACGCCGAGGGUGUCGACCUCGACACGCCAUCUUGCUACCACAAUCUUGACAGCAACUGCGAAGCCAUUUUCCCGUUCCACUGGUGCUGCUACGAGAUCCUGACCAAGUGCCUCACCGGGUCCUUUGACGAUGACAGCCUAGACAAGGACCUACUGUACAGUGUCAUGCAGGGGCUGUCGCUCGAUGCCGGCACCUCCUUGCGGGUUGUUGACUAUGGUGAUGCGGCUCACAUGCAGGGUCAGAACUGGGAGACACUGGCUGGUUACGAGUUCGUCGUGAGCCACCCCCUGAAUGUACCCCGCGCGAGCGAGCUUGUCUUGUCUAUGUUCGACACAGAUGCUUUCAAGCCAAGGUCCUCGUGCACUGACCUCGGGAGACGCGUCCGCUAUGACCCUUUUGCCAGGACGCCGUACGAUGUCAUCCACAGGAUCUCCAACUUCAUUUCGGACGACGAGCUGGUCAACCUGGCAAGGGCAUCAUGGCCGGUCCACGCGCUUCUGCGAAACAACCAUCAGUUCUGGUGUCACCGGCUCAAGACAUCCUUCUUCCCUUGGUUCUUUGAGCUUCGGGAACUGCUUGAGCAAGACCAGGCGCUGUUGGAGACCAACAAUGCCCAUCGCGUCUUUCAGACCUCUGAUGGGGUUGCCAACCGCCGCCGCAUCUGGUCGGUGUGCGAGCAGCUUGGCCGGAGAUACUGGCCGGAGAAGGAAGAAAAGGACGACACUUCGAUGAGCGAUGAAGAGAAGCUGACUCGGAGGUACUCCGAGUCUAUACCCUCGGUGACCGUCUCGUCACCAGAGGCGACCAGGCUCAAUCCUACCCGCAAGGUGUACUGGGCCAAGUCGUGGUCUGAGGUCCAGUCCGAGUCCAAAAUGUUGGAAACCUUCUGGAACCGUGAGGGCUCAUUGGUUGGCAUCGCGUUAGCGCCUGAUGGUUAG
This is a messenger RNA of Diaporthe citri, 3606 nucleotides long. RefSeq lists its product as uncharacterized. Gene Ontology annotation, cellular component: nucleus. Gene Ontology annotation, biological process: DNA-templated transcription; positive regulation of transcription from RNA polymerase II promoter by galactose. The record is from RefSeq and is a predicted model, not a curated record. Gene Ontology annotation, molecular function: RNA polymerase II cis-regulatory region sequence-specific DNA binding; DNA-binding transcription factor activity, RNA polymerase II-specific; zinc ion binding. Bases 1 to 3606 code for a protein of 1201 amino acids. Lineage: Eukaryota; Fungi; Ascomycota; Sordariomycetes; Diaporthales; Diaporthaceae. The transcript is spliced from 7 exons.